CCCCCCUCCCCCAGCAACCGGCCUGGCUGCGCGGCCCUAAACUCAGGAGGCGGAGCUGAGACGGGGUCGGGACUGCUUGCUAACUCCAGGACCAGAGCACGGGCUUUGGAAAAGAUCUGACAAGUCCUCUACCACUUGCCUGUGGGGAAUUUGGGGCACUUAACCUCUUUGAGCUUUAAGUUCCUGAUCUGUAAAACGAGGAUGAUAGUACUUAUUGUGAGCUGAUCUCUGUGAAGCAUUUGGCACAGAUCCUUGCACAUAGUUUAAAUUUUUGAAAUUGAAGUAGGUCUACACAUUAGGAACUCAUGUCUUUUCUUGUAAGUAAACCAGAGCGAAUUAGGCGGUGGGUCUCGGAAAAGUUCAUUGUUGAGGGCUUAAGAGAUUUGGAACUAUUUGGAGAGCAGCCUCCGGGUGACACUCGGAGAAAAACCAAUGAGGCGAGCUCAGAGUCGAUAGCAUCCCUGUCUAAACAGGAGAUCAUGAGUAGCUUCCUGCCGGAAGGAGGGCGCUAUGAGCUACUCUCUGUCAUAGGCAAAGGAUUUGAGGACCUGAUGACAGUGAAUCUAGCAAGGUACAAACCGACAGGAGAGUACGUGACGGUACGAAGGAUUAACCUGGAAGCUUGUUCCAAUGAGAUGGUGACGUUCUUGCAGGGGGAGCUUCAUGUCUCUAAACUCUUCAGCCAUCCCAAUAUCCUGCCAUAUCGAGCCACCUUUAUUGCAGACAAUGAGCUGUGGGUUGUCACAUCAUUCAUGGCGUAUGGUUCUGCAAAGGAUCUCAUCUGCACACACUUCAUGGAUGGCAUGAAUGAACUGGCGAUUGCUUACAUCCUGCAGGGGGUGCUCAAGGCCCUGGACUACAUCCACCACAUGGGAUACGUACACAGGAGCGUCAAAGCCAGCCACAUUCUGAUUUCCUCGGAGGGAAAGGUCUACCUGUCUGGUUUACGCAGCAACCUCAGCAUGAUCAGCCAUGGGCAGCGGCAGCGUGUGGUCCACGACUUUCCCAAGUACAGUGUCAAGGUUCUGCCUUGGCUCAGCCCAGAGGUCCUCCAGCAGAAUCUGCAGGGUUACGAUGCCAAGUCUGACAUCUACAGUGUGGGAAUCACAGCCUGUGAGCUGGCCAAUGGCCAUGUCCCCUUUAAGGAUAUGCCUGCCACCCAGAUGCUGCUGGAGAAGCUGAAUGGCACCGUGCCCUGCCUGCUGGACACCAGCACCAUCCCUGCCGAGGAGCUGACCAUGAGCACCUCACGCUCAGCAGCCAACUCUGGCCUGAGUGACAGCCUGGCCACCAGCACCCCCAGGACCUCCAAUGGCGACUCGCCCUCCCACCCCUAUCACCGCACCUUUUCCCCCCACUUCCAUCACUUUGUGGAGCAGUGCCUUCAGCGUAGUCCAGACGUAAGACCAAGUGCCAGUACCCUCCUGAACCACUCUUUCUUCAAGCAGAUCAAGCGGCGCGCCUCAGAGGCCUUGCCUGAGUUACUUCGCCCUGUCACCCCCAUCACCAGUUUUGAGGGCAGUCAGCCUCAGGAUCACAGCGGGAUCUUUGGCCUGGUAACAAACCUGGAAGAGCUGGAGGUGGACGACUGGGAGUUCUGAGCCUCCGAAGAAGGUGCACGUUCUCAGU
Molecule: messenger RNA, 1629 nt
Organism: Herpailurus yagouaroundi (jaguarundi)
Lineage: Eukaryota; Metazoa; Chordata; Mammalia; Carnivora; Felidae
Gene: STRADA
Product: STE20 related adaptor alpha
Exons: 14
Coding region: 306-1601 (431 amino acids)
Biological process (GO): protein phosphorylation; activation of protein kinase activity; protein export from nucleus
Cellular component (GO): serine/threonine protein kinase complex
Molecular function (GO): protein kinase activity; ATP binding; protein serine/threonine kinase activator activity
Source: RefSeq, a predicted model, not a curated record